AUCCAUUUCAUAGCACCAUUCAAUCAGGUCAUCCAACCUGGAUCAUUGCCCGACUCAAUCACAAUCAUGGACCUUGACAACACAUUCGACCAACCACUGGACAUUGGUGCAUUGCCAAAUUCACUGCGACACCUCCUGAUCAGAGGUUCCUACUUAUAUGAUUUGAAGCCUGGUGUGCUGCCACAGUCGUUGACAACGCUCGAGUGUCGUGGAGCGAUCAAUGUGGAGAUCAUGGAGGGAUCACUUCCACAAUCACUAGAAACACUGGUACUAUGUGGAUUCAACAGGGACAUCACACCCGGACUGCUUCCAAAGUCCUUGACAUAUCUGAUGCUGUCAUCCUUUGAUCAUGAACUGCAUCCUGGUUCGCUGUCAUCAUCACUUACCUCACUGACAUUGGGCGAUUCAUUCAACAGAGUGAUCCAGCGUGGUGUACUACUACCAGAAUCACUUACUGAACUCUCAUUCGAGUCAACAUUCAAUCAAACAAUAUUGCCAGACUCCCUUCCGUCAUCACUCAACUCACUCAAUCUCAGCUCCGACUUCAACCAACCAUUAUUGCCACGGGCGCUACCACAUUCACUCAAGAGUCUAUUAUUUGCAUUCAGCUACAACCAAGAGUUCAAGCCCAAUGUGUUACCAUCGUCGUUGACCGAACUAUUCUUGGGCGAGUCAUUCGAUCGACCUCUCCCAGCUCAUGUGCUCCCCUCGUCGCUGACCAUGCUCACACUUCAAUGUGAGAGGUAUGAGCAGGAGUUGAUCCUGCCACCAUCUGUACAUACACUGCACACAUGCCAAGCAAUCCCAUCGCCAUCAGUACCAUCAGCACUCCAACGUCUCCAGAUAUAUGGUGAUGAUCGUGACCUUGACCCUAGGAUAUUGCCACAAUCAAUCAGACAUCUGCUUGUUGAAGGAUGCCUGUUGCAACCUGGACCCCUGCCACCAUCGAUCACUCUAUUGAACAUAUGCUCACAUGAACCUAUAACCUUUGAUAUUGGAAGUCUACCAGCAUCGCUUACCACCUUGUUUGUGAACCGUACAACAACCGAGCCAUUCUCAGUAGGCUGUCUUCCAACUCGUCUCACCACAUUGAAGAUUGUAGGUGGAUGCAAUCAACGAAUGCUCCCUGGAUACCUACCCCAGUCACUCACCAAGCUGGCCAUUGGCAGCUCCCAAUACAAUCCAUUCACGGAUGGCAGUAUCCCCGAAUCACUAGUGGAUCUCACAUGUCGGAAUUGGAACCUGGAGACUGGACAGGUGAUUCGUGCAAGUUCACUCCAAUCACUACAAUCUAGUGUCGAAUACACAAGUCAUCUACCAGUCUCAAUCAAGGACUUUCAUAUCCUCGAGUUAGUGGAUAGAUACAGUUUUGAAAAGGUCAUCAUCGGACUGCCAUCAGACGUCAGACAGCUUCAAAAAGUGACAGUGCGCGUAAAAGAUGAAGAUACAUUGUUCAGGCUGAUGGUGGCCAUUCCAAAUGUCCAGGAGAUAAUAAUGACGAUGGGAUUCUCUCAAUGGCGUGUUAGGCCCAUUGAUCCAGCUAAAGGGUUGGCAUUGAUCAUCGUAGAGGAAGAGUUCAAAGGUUAUGGUGGCUAUGUCCUAUCAUUCUCCAUUAGAAACCAAGUACAACAACAUCAUCAUCAUAAUCCGGGUGUAACACGUUGGGCCUUCAUCAAACGAUCAAAC
This is a messenger RNA of Acytostelium subglobosum LB1, 1686 nucleotides long. RefSeq lists its product as hypothetical. The record is from RefSeq and is a predicted model, not a curated record. The annotation marks the transcript as partial. Lineage: Eukaryota; Evosea; Eumycetozoa; Acytosteliales; Acytosteliaceae. The transcript has a single exon.